UAUAUUUUUGAUGUGGUGCGUGCUUCAUAGAAGCACAAACAGGGCCUUACCUGAAUAAGUGAAGGCACAAGAAGGUAUGCAGAGCGUACAACAUCUUGAGAGGAUUUGACCAUUCCUUUGCUUUGAGACAAUUUUCAAAAUUGUCACUCUCUCACACACUCACACAGUACACGGCAGUUAUGCUCCAAAAUCUCGGUCCCCUCCUCCUUCUUCUCCUCCUCCUCCUACCCGUAUAUAUAUACCCUCGCCGUCGUCGUAACGGUCAUAUUUCUCGUCUCUCUCUCCCUCUAAAAGCACUCGUUAAACCUCCGCUCCGCUCCGCUUCUCUCUCUCUCUCUCUCUCUCUAAUCACAUUAUAGUAGCUAAUUCUUAAUUGAAUUCUGCUCUCUCUCUCUCGCACACAUUACACACACGUUUCCCAUACUGAAUUCGCUGUAUCGAGUUGGAGGUUUAGGGUUUGAAAGGGUGUGGCAAUUCGUCGCGAGAUAUGAAAUGGUAAUUGCUGUGGCAUCCAAACCUAAGCAGCUCUCCUCGCAGAACCAGAAGCGGCCGCCGUUGCUUCGCUCGGAGACGGAUAAUGCGUCGCCAUGCCGCCCAAAAGCUCGUGAGGUCACGUCCCGUUACUUGUCCUUCUCAACAUCUUCCUCUUCGAAUUCUUCUUCAUCAACCAACACGAAGUCCACUUCCGGAUCAUCAAUUUACUCGAGGAGGUCUCAGUCUCCGAUGCUCAGCAGCAGAGCAUCAAUUGCUACACCAAAAAGCGCCGUUAAAGAGAGGGCAGUGUCUGCAGAGAGGAGACGGCCGGCGGCGGCAACGACGUUUAGCGCGGAGAGGAUGCAAAUGACGUCAGUGCGGAGUUUACUGGUGUCAUUUCAGGGCGAGUCGUUUUCGUUGCCAGUGAAUAAGGUGAAGCCGUCACCGACGUCGGUGGGAACUCCCGGGGGUUUGAGGAAAGGUACUCCAGAGAGGCGGAAAGCAGGGAUGACUCCUUCCAGAGAUCAGACGGAGAGGGACAGGGAGAAUUCAAGGCAAAGUGAUCAGCUCCACCGGUGGCCGGGGAGAUCACGCGGCCAGAAUUCGAGUUUUUUGACUCGGAGUAUGGACUACAGCUCUGAGAGAGGGAAUUUGAAUGGAUUCAUGACUGAGCUUAACGAAUUGAGAACAACGACGGCUGAUGAAAAUAGUGGAAAUGAGGUUGGUAUGGGUUUGAAGGCUGAGAGUAACAGUUUUGAGCUUGAUACUCGAUUGAAUGUAGUUGAUCACUUGAAUUUCGAUUCCGAGAGUGUCUCAUCAGAGAGUACCGCCAGUGGGAGCGUGAAUCAACUGGGAGGAGGGCCACGUGGGAUCACUGUACCAACAAGGUUUUGGCAAGAAGUAAGUAGCCGGGCACUUAAAGUACCAGAUCCUGCUUCACCUGCAUCAGAUAAUGCAUCAAGUAGAGAAGGUUCUCCAAAACUAAUUGGUACGAAAAAAUUUCAAAAUGAUAGUCCUGUAUCAUCCCCUCGGGAAGUUUUUCCAUGCAAAGGAUUGUCACCUCUUCGAGGGGGUGCGAGGGUAGCUUCACCAAGCAAGGCCUUGAAUUCAUCAACUGGUGCUCUGUUGAGGGGAAUGCCUAGUCCAACAAGAACUAGAAAUGGUGCCAGUAGUUUAAUGAAUGUCAAUAACACGUGCAGCACACCGUCGAUGUUGAGCUUUGCUGCUGAUGUGAGGAGAGGAAAGUUGGGAGAGAGUCGAAUUGUUGAUGCACAUAACUUGAGACUAUUAUAUAACCGGCAGUUGCAGUGGCGACUAGCAAAUUCGAGGGUAGAGAAUGCUCUGUUGGUACAGAAACAGGCAGCAGAGAGAAGCCUCUAUAAUGCUUGGGUAUCUACCUCAAAAUUGCAGCGUUCUGUCAAGUCCAAGAGAAUUGAACUGCAAAUGUUGAGACAUAAUCUGAAGCUUUAUUCUAUUUUAAAGGAACAAGAACUACAUUUGGUGAACUGGGAUCUAAUUGAUAGAGAUCACUGGAAUUCAUUGUCUAGUGCUAUUAAAGCAUUGGAAGCUAGCACCAUCCGCCUUCCUGUUGUUGGUGGUGCAACGGCUGAUGUUCAAAAGGUGCAAGAAGCUAUUUCUUCAGCUGUUGAUGUGAUGCAAGCAAUGGCAUCUUCAGUAUGCUCUUUGGCAACAAAGGCAGAACAAACGAACUUGCUUGUGUCGGAACUUUCUAAUUUAAGUGCAAGAGAGUGUCGCUUACUUGACGAGUUCAAAGAUUUAUUGUCAACAGCAUUUAUACCCCUGCAGGUGAUUUAUUGUAGCCUGAGAACCCAUAUGUUGCAAGAUUCAACAACCUUAACGAAGAAAGUGUAAAUACGCUGGUCUUGUUUUAUUGCAUACCAGUAAUGCUAUUCAAAUUACUACUAUUUUUCCACAACACCACGCAAGAGAUGGUGGUCGAACAAAGUAUUCUUGUUUUAUGUAGAGAUGGCCUCAGAGUGCUUCAUCUCCCAGAUUUGCAGAAAGCAGCUCCAGAGUGUGUUUUUUGGAGGGUGGGAGAUCUUGCUUUCUAUAUUAGAUUGUAUACCUCGUAUUCGUUUUAGAUAUAUGUAUAUAUAUACAUAGGUUAGCAGUCCGAUUGUCCUCUGCAA
Molecule: messenger RNA, 2624 nt
Organism: Sesamum indicum (sesame)
Lineage: Eukaryota; Viridiplantae; Streptophyta; Magnoliopsida; Lamiales; Pedaliaceae
Product: QWRF motif-containing protein 2
Biological process (GO): spindle assembly
Cellular component (GO): cytoplasm; nuclear microtubule
Molecular function (GO): microtubule binding
Source: RefSeq, a predicted model, not a curated record